Molecule: messenger RNA, 2672 nt
Organism: Pangasianodon hypophthalmus (striped catfish)
Lineage: Eukaryota; Metazoa; Chordata; Actinopteri; Siluriformes; Pangasiidae
Gene: panx3
Product: pannexin 3
Exons: 6
Coding region: 915-2279 (454 amino acids)
Biological process (GO): monoatomic cation transport; positive regulation of interleukin-1 production
Molecular function (GO): channel activity
Source: RefSeq, a predicted model, not a curated record
AUUGCUGAUCAGAUCACCAUAUUAUAAGGUCCUUUAUGACAGUGUUUUUAGGUUUUUUAAGAUUUGUUUUAAAAUAAUGAGUCAUGAAGGUUUGACCCUCAAUGAGAUUAAAUCAGAUACAACUUUCUAACUUUCUAUUUUUAAUUCUUCUAAGCAAUAUUUUGGGGAGUAAAAUGUUUAUAUUCAAUGACAUGAAAAUACUGUAACAUUAACUUAUUUUUAUUUAAAAAAAAAAGUCUGAUAUGAUCUUAUAAUUCCAAGGUCUUGAUUUGCUUGUUAAAACAUGAUCAGUGCUUAUAUUUUAUGGCACUAUGUUUUGAUGAACAAUUUUGACCAACGUAUAAACUCAAACUCAAAUUAAUUUUCAUUUUAAAUUUACCCCAAAAUUAUUUAAAAUAAAUAAAUCACAAAUAAUGAAAAAGCAACAGCAGGACACAUUCAUAGCUCUGCUUUAACCUCUGUGAAUCAUCGCUCUCUCAGGUAAAGUCCAUUCUUUCUCUCUCAGUGCAACACACAGAGUAUAUAAAUCAGCUUUGGGUGCACACAGGUGUAGACACUCACUCAUUACCUGCUCACUCUUCAUGACUCCUCUAUUAUUUUUUAAAAAUAAAAGAACAAGAGCACAAUUUAGUAAGUCAUUGAUUUACUCAUACAUUUUCACUUAUAUAUUUCUCCUGUACCAAAUCCCUAAAGGAGCUUUGCUUGAACAGGUGCUACUCCAUCAGACUCUAGAGAGUUCUAUAACCCCUUUAAUUACCCCUUAACCCUGUCCCAUUUAACCUCCCAUUUUGUUCGGCCCUCCUCCACUAUUUAAAGUCUUCGCCAGCAUCUUUGUCCUCCCCAGCCUCAGGACCAGGUCACCACUGCGUGGCAUACUUAACAUUCACUGCAGCAGGAGAACUGAAGUUGUGGACAUGUCAAUUGCUAAGACAGCUGCACAGGCUGUGCUGUCUGAUGCCCUGCUUCAGAACAGUAAUGUAGACAACCGCAUUCGUCACCUGGAACUGGAGCUGCCCUUAGACAAACUCAUCAAAAUUGUAUCCGUGGGACUUCCUCUAAUGCUGGUGUCUUUGGCAUUUGCUCGAGAGAUCUCAGUUGGUGCACAGGUUAGUUGUUUUCCUCCCAGCAACUUCACAGCGAAGCAAGCUGCGUAUGUAGACACAUAUUGCUGGGAUUCACUGAUGCACCAUGAGUUUGAUGCAGAUGGAAACUCUGAAGAACGUUCACUGUGGGUUCAUAAGAUGUUCCCCUACUCCCUGCUGAUUAUGGCAAUGAUGAUGUACCUUCCAGCUCUGAUCUGGAAGUUCCUGGCUAUGCCAACCCUGGGCUCCGAUCUGCUCUUUAUAAUUGAUGAGCUGGACAAGUCUUACAACCGCUCGGUGCGCUUGGCUCAGAGCAUCGUGGAGCUUAAACAGAAUACAGACCCAUAUGAAUUUCAGGCAGAGUUGCAUAGAGCCAAGAGGAAACGUUACUUUGAGUACCCUCUGCUGGAGAGAUACAUGCAAUACAAGCAUGGCUCCUACUUCCUGGUCAGCAUGCUGUUCCUGCGUGGCUUCCUCUUGCUUACUUUCAUGUCGGCUUCCUGUCUCUACCUGGUCUACUUCCACCUCUCAGCCUUCCUUCAAGAUGAGUUCAGCUGCUUUAUGCGUACUGGGAUCCUCCAAGACCAGGUCUGGGUUCCCACGCUGGUGCAGUGCAAGAUCAGCGGCCUGAUGGUGUUUCAGGUCAUUAGCAUAGCUAAUGGUGCCAUCUACGUGCUGCUGGGGCCCAUUGUCCUGUUCAGCCUGCUGCGCCUUUUCUGCUGGGACACCAGCUUCCUCUCGCUGUAUGAGGUGCUUCCUGCUCUGGGGCUCAUCAGUGGUCAGAAACUAGGCUGCCCGUUGAAUGACUUGAACGUGCUUCUCCUCUUCCUGCGCACUAACGUGACACAGCUGCACUCGUACGGUCGACUCAAGGCCUUGUGCUCGCUAGCGCCGCCUCAUUUGCGCAGGGGUAAGGGCAUGCUGACAGAGGAGCAGGUUGAGGAAGCUGCUGAAGCAGCUGAGGAGCUGGAGGAGGAGAUACAGGAGGCCCGAGAAGAGGGCAAACACAAUCUAGUGGACAUCAUGACCAUGCUUGGGGCAGCCAGAGGGAAUGUAGUGAACUGCCCUGAGCAGCGCCCUCUGGUGGAGGAGAACAUGACACUCGGUACAGUUAGUCUCAUCUGUCUACUCAAGAGCAUCCUGAUAUUGGGCAUAAUUGUGUAUAUCGUAUGGGAUGUUCAGAAAAUAAUCAAGUGAUCUCUCCCUCAUGGCAUUAUUACGGCAAGACUUAAGAGAAAAUGGUGCUCUUUAUUUAGCCUAGAUUUAAAAAAGACAGGUUUGAACAGUGAAUACACUUACACAUCAUGAUAUUGAUCAGUGUGAAUAUACUGCAGAGCACUUGUAAAUGUAAAUAAAAUUAUAAGCCAUGAAACAGUGAACCACGUGCAAAAUUUCCAUCAUUUGUAUUACCUUUUUUGUGUAAUUUCCACUAAUAAGUAAACAUGAGUUUUAAUUUUUUUCAGUGACACAUAAGUUUGAACUAAUUUUUUUUUUAAAUGUAGUACACAAUUUGGAUUAAAAAUUCUAAAGGAGGCUUUAGAAGAAAACAGUUCAUGGUAGAUUUGAUUCCCCUAACAGCCCUCUCUGUCU